Messenger RNA from Sphaeramia orbicularis (orbiculate cardinalfish), 8313 nucleotides. It is a transcript of the gene elnb, whose product is annotated as elastin b. The record is from RefSeq and is a predicted model, not a curated record. NCBI's taxonomy places the organism in Eukaryota, Metazoa, Chordata, Actinopteri, Kurtiformes, Apogonidae. The coding region runs from base 1 to 6957 and encodes 2318 amino acids. The transcript is spliced from 55 exons.
AUGGCGAGAGGGGCAGUGGUCACGUACCUACAUGGAGUCCUUCUCCUGUCUCUGUGGAAACCCUCGCUGGAAGGAGGUAUAUACAUACCUGCUGGAGGAGCAGGAGGAGCAGGUGUGGGAGCUGGUAUCAGUCCUGGAACAGGAUUUGGACCAGGUGGAACUGGAACAGGAUUCGGUCCUGGAGGAGUUGCACCAGGAGCAGGUGGAGCUGGUGCUGGCCUAGGAGGUUUUGGACCUGGGGCUGGAGGAGGAGGCUAUGGAGGUCAGGGACCAGGUGGAGUUGGACCAGGUGGAGUAGGACCAGGAGGAGUUGGGCCUGGAGGAGUCGGACCAGGACUUGGACCAGGAGGUGUUGGACCUGGAGGAGUCGGACCAGGUGGAGUUAGACCAGGCGGAGUAGGACCAGGAGGAUUUGGACCAGGUGGGGUAGGACCAGGAGGAGUCGUACCUGGAGGAGUUGGACCAGGAGGAGUCGGACCUGGAGGAGUUGGACCUGGAGGAGUCGGACCUGGAGGAAUUGGACCAGGAGGAGUUGGACAGGGAGGUUUUGGGCCUGGCACCUAUGGCCCAGGUGGAAAACCUCCAAAAACAGGUGGCUAUGGCAGUCGUGGAGGUUUAGGAGGACUUGGACAAGGUGGUGUUAGGCCUGGUGGCUUUGGUCCUGGAGGUGUCGGCCCUGGUGGUGUUGGUCCUGGCGGUGUCGGCCCCGGUGGUGUUGGUCCAGGUGGAGUUGGUCCCGGCGGAGUCGGUCCUGGCGGUUUUGGUCCAGGCGGUGUCGGUCCAGGUGGUGUUGGUCCAGGCGGUUUUGGUCCAGGUGGUAUCGGUCCAGGUGGUGUCAGUCCAGGUGGUGUCGGUCCAGGUGGUUUGGGUCCAGGUGGUGUCGGACCUGGUGGUGUCGGUCCAGGCGGUGUCGGCCCAGGUGGUGUUGGUCCAGGUCGCACUGGCCUGGGAGCAGGAACUGGUGGAAAACCUAGAAAAACAGGCUAUGGAGGCAUUGGAGCAGGAGGUUUUGGAGCAGGAACUCUUGGAGCGGGGGGCCUCGGCACUGGCACAGGUCAGGGAGGGCUUGGAGUUGGACCAGGUGGUUAUGGAGGCUACGGACGUGGUUAUGGACCAGGUGGUGUUGGUCCUAAGCCCCCUAAAACAGGACGAACAGGCUACGGACCUGGUGGUGCAGGAGUUGGGCCUGGUGGCACAGGAUUUGGCCUAGGCGGAACAGGAUUUGGGCCUGGAGGUGCAGGAGUUGGUCCUGGUGGUGCUGGAAUUGGACCUGGAGGAACAGGAUUUGGGCCUGGUGGAGCAGGAGUCGGGCCUGGUGGUGCAGGAGUUGGUCCUGGCGGUGCAGGAAUCGGUCCCGGAGGAACAGGAUUUGGGCCUGGUGGUGCAGGAGUUGGACCUGGUGGUGCAGGAUUCGGACCUGGUGGUGCAGGAGUCGGACCUGGUGGUGCAGGAUUCGGACCUGGUGGUGCAGGAGUCGGACCUGGCGGGGCAGGAGUCGGUCCUGGAGGAACAGGAUUUGGGCCUGGUGGUGCAGGAGUCGGACCUGGAGGAACAGGAUUUGGGCCUGGUGGUGCAGGAGUCGGACCUGGUGGUGCAGGAGUUGGACCUGGAGGAACAGGAUUUGGGCCUGGUGGUGCAGGAGUUGGGCCUGGAGGAACAGGAAUCGGUCCUGGAGGAACAGGUUUUGGGCCUGGUGGUGCAGGAGUUGGGCCUGGUGGCUUUGGCCCUGGAGGAGCAGCAGUGCCUGCAGGAGGCCCAACACUGCCACAGACCGGUACAACAGGAGGAGGACCCGGAGGAAAGACUGCAGCCAAAAAAGCAUCCAAACAAGUUCCAGGAAUUGGGAUGCCAGGUCUCUAUCAAGGUGGAUUUGUACCAGGCCAAGGUUUUGGAGGCCGUGGUGUUCUCCCUGGAGUAGCCACAGGAAAUGGACUUGGGCCCCAGACUGGGUCUGGAGUCCUGGGCCAGGGGGGUGUUGGACAAGGAGCAACCAAUGGCCGAGGACAACAGUUGCCUGGGGUCUUUCGUGGUUACCCUCUCAUUUCACCAAAAGCAGGAUCAGGCAAAUCCAAAAACCCAGCUAAAGCUGCAGCAAAAUAUGCCGCAAAAUAUGGUGGAGCUGGAGCUGGAGGAGGUACACUUGGUCAAGGAGGUGCUUUAGGUGGUGGCCCUGGAGCUGUACCUGGAUUUGGAGGUGGAGCCGGAACAGGUGGUGGCCCCGGAGCUGUACCUGGGUUUGGAGGUGGAGCCGGAACAGGCGGCGGCCCUGGAGCUGUACCUGGAUUUGGAGGUGGAGUCGGAACAGGUGGUGGCCCCGGAGCUGUACCUGGGUUUGGAGGUGGAGCCGGAACAGGUGGCGGCCCUGGAGCUGUACCCGGAUUUGGAGGUGGAGCCGGAAUAGGUGGUGGCCCCGGAGCUGUACCCGGGUUUGGAGGUGGAGCCGGAACAGGCGGUGGCCCUGGAGCUGUACCCGGGGUUGGAGGUUAUGGUCCAGGCUCAGCCAAAGCAAGAAAAUAUGGUCAGCCAGGAGGAGCUGGAACUGGUGUAGCUGGAGGCCUUGGAGGAAGAGGACCAGGAGGAGUUGGACCCGGCGGUGCAGGUACUGGCUUUGGACCAGCAGGCGUUGGGCCUGGAGGUGCUGGUACAGGCUUUGGACCAGGUGGAGUUGGUCCCGGAGGUGCUGGUACAGGCUUUGGACCAGGAGGAGUUGGGCCUGGCGGCGCAGGUACUGGCUUUGGACCAGGAGGAGUUGGGCCUGGUGGUGCUGGUACAGGCUUUGGACCAGGUGGAGGAGUUGGACCCGGCGGUGCUGGUACAGGCUUUGGACCAGGUGGAGGAGUUGGGCCAGGCGGUGUUGGUACAGGCUUUGGACCAGGUAGAACAGGGUAUGGGCCAGGUGGAGCUGGAACAGGGCCUGGAGGAUAUGAUGCCAGUGCCAAAGCCCGUAAAUAUGGCAUGUUGAGUGGAGGUGCAGGUAGAGCUGGGCCUGGUGGAGCCGCUACUGGCUUUGGUCCAGGUGGAGGAGUUGGUCCUGGUGGUGCAGGUACUGGCUUUGGGCCAGGUGGAGGAGUUGGACCCGGCGGUGCUGGUACAGGCUUUGGACCCGGUGGAGUUGUACCCGGCGGUGCUGGUACUGGCUUUGGACCAGGUGGAGUUGGGCCCGGCGGUGCUGGUACAGGCUUUGGACCAGGUGGAGUUGGGCCUGGCGGUGCUGGUACAGGGUUUGGACCAGGUGGAGGAGUUGGGCCUGGCGGUGCUGGUACAGGGUUUGGACCAGGUGGAGUUGGGCCCGGUGGUGCUGGUACAGGCUUUGGACCAGGUGGAGUUGGGCCUGGCGGUGCUGGUACAGGGUUUGGACCAGGUGGAGGAGUUGGGCCUGGCGGUGCUGGUACAGGGUUUGGACCAGGUGGAGGAGUUGGACCCGGCGGUACUGGUUAUGGACCUGGAGGUUACGCUGGUGCCAAAGCUCGUAAAUAUGGUCUACCUAGUGGAACUGGGGGUGCCCUGGGUACAGGAGGACUUGGUACUGGAGCUGGGCCUGGUUCUGGUCUAGGAGUUGGAGGAGGGUUCCCAGGACGAGGUGUUGGUGUAACCACUGGUGGUGGAACUGGAGCAGGCCUGGGGACCGGUGGACCUGGCUCUGGUGGUGUUGUCACAGGAGGUGGACCUGGUGGCUUUGGACCGGGUGGUUUUGGACCGGGUGGUUUUGGACCGGGGGGCACUGGAGCAGCAGGUGGCUACGGCCCAGGGACUGGAGGAGCAGGAUAUGGGCCUGGUGGAUUUGGCCCUGGAACGGGUUAUGGACCAGGUGGAGGCUAUGGUGCAGGACCAGGGGGAUAUGGACCAGGCUAUGGAACAGGAUUUAAACCUGCUAAAUAUGGUCAAGGUGGAGUACUUGGAGGUGGAGCUGGACGCGGUGGUUAUGGUGCAACAGCUGGAUCUAAAGCUGCUAAAUAUGGACAGGUUGGAGGAGUUGUACCGGGUACAGGUGUAGGGACUGGCGUCACAGGAGCUGGUACUGGGAAUGGCACUGGGGUCUCAGUCAAUGGUACCAGCACAGGUAGUGCUGCAGGGACAACAGGUGGACCCAGUGGAGGAGGACUUGGACCUGCAGGAAGCACACCAUCACCAGGAGCAGGAGGUGGCCCCAGUACUGGACAAGGAAGAGAUGGAAAAGACAGUGAUGGAGGUGAGGCUGGUGCUGGCGGUGUGAUUGAGGGAUCUGGAAGUUCUGGAGGAGAAGGUACAGGUGUUUCUGGGAGACCUGCAGGCACAGGAGGUGAUGGCGCAACUGGAACAGGAAUCCCCAUCAUUGGAGCAAAGCCAGGUCUCACUGGGACUGCCGUUCCAGGCUCCACAGGUCAAACUCCUGCUGUCACUGGUGUACCUGUGCCUGAGCUUGGUGGUGGAGCUGUUCUACCAAGUGCUGGGACUGGUCUUGGGUCCGACGGUAAUGACACAAGUACUACACUACCUGGAGCCAAACCCCUCAAACCUCCAGGUGUCCCUAGAGGAGACACACCUGGUGAAGGAGAUGGAGAGGGAGGUCCUGAUGGAGAGAGAGAUGCUAUUGCAGGAGUAGCAGGAGGACGUCCUUCCACUGCAGGAGGUGCAGAAGGAGUUUCAGGUGGUGUAACAGGAGGAAGAGGAGACACUCCUGCGACUGGAACUGGAGUUGGACCAGGAGGUGUUGCUGGUGGAGCUGGAGGAACGUCAACACCACCUGGAGCAGGAGGUCCUGGAGGAGUUGGAGGAGGUCCUGGUGGCACUGGAGGAGGUGCUGGAGGAGUUGGAGGUGGUCCUGGUGCAACUGGAGGAGGUCCUGGAGGAGUUGGAGGUGGUCCUGGUGGUGUUGGAGGAGGUACAGGAGGAGCUGGAGGAGGUCCUGGUGGAGUUGGAUCAGGAAUCACUAAACCUGGGAAAAGCUAUGGUGCUGGUGGCAUUGGCAUUUUACCUGGUGGAGGCAUACGUUACCCAACCGGAGCUGGAGUAGGACAAGGAGCAGGAAAAUCAGGCAAAGCAUAUGGGUCUCUUGGAGUUGGAGGUCAGGGUGGAGUGAGGCCUGGUGGUUAUGGAGCGGGUCUGGGUAGCUAUGGCACAGGUCCUGGAGGUUAUGGGACUGGCCCAGGUGGUUAUGGUGCAGGGCCAGGGGGCUACGGAACUGGACCUGGUGGUGUUGGCGGAGGAGCCGGUGGUGGCCCAGGUGGAGUAGGCAGUGGGCUUGGUGGAUACGGUGGUGGUCUGGGUCCUGGUGGCUCAAGAUAUGGUACUGGAACUGGCAAACCACCAAAAAGAUAUGGGGUUGGGCCCGGUGGUUUCGGGACUGGACUUGGUGGGGUUGGGCCUAGGCCAGGAGGUUUUGGACCUGGUGGUGCUGGAACAGGACCAGGGGGUGCUGGAACAGGACCUGGAGGCUUUGGGCCAGGAGGUGCAGGAACAGGACCUGGAGGCUUUGGACUAGGAGGUGCUGGAACAGGACCUGGAGGCUUUGGACUAGGAGGUGCUGGAACAGGACCAGGUGGUGCAGGAACAGGACCAGGAGGCUUUGGACCAGGAGGUGCUGGAACAGGACCAGGUGGUGCAGGAACAGGACCAGGAGGCUUUGGACCAGGUGGUGCUGGAACAGGACCAGGAGGCUUUGGACCAGGUGGUGCUGGAACAGGACCAGGAGGCUUUGGACCAGGUGGUGCAGGAACAGGACCAGGAGGCUUCGGACCAGGAGGUGCAGGAACAGGACCUGGAGGCUUUGGACGAGGUGGGGCUGGAACAGGACCUGGAGGCUUUGGACCAGGUGGGACUGGAACAGGACCAGGAGGCUUUGGACCAGGUGGUCAAGGAUUAGGAAGAAAGCCACCUAAACCAGGUUAUGGCUCAUCCUCAUUAGGUGGAGCUGGCUAUGGACAAGGUGUUGGACCUGGCAGAUUUGGACCUGGUGGUGCUGGAACAGGACCUGGAGGCUUUGGACCAGGUGGCGCCGGUACAGGACCAGGAGGCUUUGGACCAGGUGGUGCUGGAACAGGACCUGGGGGAGCAGGAACAGGACCAGGUGGUGCUGGAAUAGGACCAGGAGGCUUUGGACCAGGUGGUGCUGGAACAGGACCAGGAGGCUUUGGACCAGGGGGUGCCGGAACAGGACUAGGAGGCUUUGGACCAGGUGGUGCUGGAACAGGACCAGGAGGCUUUGGACCUGGUGGUGCCGGAACAGGGACAAGAAAACCUUCUAAAACUGGUUAUGGAGGAACUGGAUAUGGCACAGCAGGAGGAUUAGGAGGAGGUGCAGGACCUGGUGCUGGAGCUGGAGGAUACGGUCCAGGUGGUGUUGGAGCUGGAGGAUAUGGCCCAGGUGGUGCUGGAGCUGGAGCUGGAGGAUACGGUCCAGGUGGUGCUGGAACUGGAGGACAAGGUCCAGGUGGUGCUGGAGGAUAUGGUCCAGGUGGAACUGGAACUGGUGCAGGCCCAGGUGGGUUUGGACCUGGAGGUGCUGGACCUGGCGGCUAUGGCCCAGGAGGUGCUGGCACUGGGCCCGGAGGUUUUAGACCAGGUGGGACUGGUGGAUUUGGACCUGGAGGCCAAGGGCUAGGGACAAGGAAGCCUUCUAAAUCAGGUUAUGGCUCAACGCUGGGUGGAACUGGCUACGGACCAGGUGGAGGAGCAGUAGGGGGUCCUGGUGCAGGAGCAGGGGGUGUUACUGGAGGAGGCCCUGGUGGUGCAGGAGUAGGUGCAGGAGGGGUGGGAGUUCCUGCAGGAGGAGGCCAGACCAUAGGAGGAGGGCCAGGGGGAGUAGGUCCAGGCUUUGGUGGGGGGGCAGGUGGAGGCUACCCAGGAUAUGCAGGAGCCGGGCAAAAAUCUAAGGCACAGAAAGCGGCUAAAUAUGCAGCCUUGCAGGCCUUACUGGGAGCUGGAGGCUACAGAGGCGUUGGCUGCCAGGGUAAAUACUGUGGUCGAAGGAGGAAGUGAAAGACCAUCACACAGGAAGUGACCUCAUUAAAUAACAUUGGUGCUAUAGCAUGAUCCCAGAUUGUACAUGUCUUACUUGCCAAUGAAGCUAAAGCUUCAACACGUUCCACAUGUUACACAGGUUUCUCUUUAAAAAAGAGCAUUGGUUUUGAACCUGCAUAAAAUAAAGCAAGGCCUUUGCAGUAAGCAGCAUACACACAGGGGUGAAGAUGUUCUCUUCAGUUUAUAUUGUCAUCAAUUAAUCCAGUCAAGUAAUGUUUUACAAGGAAAGUAAAAGGUUACAGCUAUGAUUGUAAUGUCCCUCCAUAGAGUAAAUCACGUUGUACUAUCCUACAGCUUUGUGUUUGUUGUGUUUAACAUAAUUUUACUGGCUUUUGAGCAUGAAUCCUCUAAGAAGCAUUGAUUGAUAACAAGGAAUCCCUUUAGGGAAUCUCCUUCAGACCUGUCUGUGUGCUGAUACAAUGCUGAAAAAAACUGUCAAGGUUAUACUUUUAGCACCGUGUUGUCCUUUUUUUUUAAUUCACUGUUUUUAGCUUUUAUGUUUCAAGUGUAAACAUUGUGAACAGGCAAAGAAAUGGACAGCUGCUAUUUUGGGCAACUGUGAACAACAAGGACUCUUGGGUGAAUAUUUGUGUGAAGUAGUGUUUGGACUAGUCAUUAUCUGAUCCAUGAAAAGCAGUGUUCAUUCCAAAUGCACUCAGGUCGCAGCGUCACCACCCGUCGGGGAUCAAGGUCUUCAGUUGUUUUGUUUUACUCCAUUCACUAACCUAAAGGCACUGUCUGAUUGUCAAGCAUAUUUCUUUUUAUUGUUAAGAGUGUUACAGAAAUGCAUUUGUUAUGAGAAUAACACGUGGAGGAGAUUUGGCUUUUACAUUCAAUCUAAAUGUGAGGUAAUACAGUUAUAUUUCAUAAUGGCACAUUAAAAUAACAUCUGAGGACCAGUCCUUACAGUGUUUUCUGUUUUUAAUGUGCUUCUUUUGACACUGUUAAAAAUUGUUUGUAGAAGUUAAAUUAUAAAAAGCAUAAAAAAUGCUUUAUCUAUUUAGUCUCAUUUUACAAAUGCAUCAAUAGAUUAUUAAGUAUUUUUGUGUUAUUUUGUGUGUGAGAGAGAGUUUCAACAGUUACCGUAAUAAAUAAGUGCUUGUUUUCUAAAUUGUCCUUGAAUGUGUGCUGAGGCACAGUGCUGUAGUUUGUUAUGUUAUUGGGUUAAAAAGUGUAACUGAGUUUUAUCUUGUAUUUGUGUCUUGUACCUUAACAAUUGUUUUUAACAUCUGUGUUUUUAUGUGGCUUAUGAAGGAAACAACGCACUUUUUGUACACUUUCAGAUGAUCCUCUCUAAAAUAAAGAAACAAAGAC